UCAUCAAUCUAAAAUUUCAUUCUGUGAUAACUUUCUACCAGCGAUUAAUUUGAUUAGCAUUCUCUGCUAUUUCUUCGGUCUUUCUUGAGAAAAUGUCUUGCUGUGGAGGAAACUGUGGUUGUGGAUCUGGCUGCAAGUGCGGCAACGGUUGCGGAGGUUGCAAAAUGUACCCGGACUUGGGCUUUUCCGGCGAGUCGACCACGACUGAGACUUUCGUCUUCGGCGUUGCACCCACAAUGAAGAACCAGCACGAGGCUUCUGGCGAGGGUGUCGCUGAGAACGAUGCAUGCAAGUGUGGAUCUGACUGCAAGUGUGAUCCUUGCACCUGUAAAUGAAUAAUGAAACCUCUCUAAGGUGGCAGAGAUAAUCAGAGUUUAAUUAUAUUAAGUAACCCUAAUGAUGUUCUAGGUUUUGUUUUACGGUGUAAUAAUGGCUGCAGGCUUUUGUCUUUUAGCCGAUAAUGGUUUUCGUUUGUGUUGACGUAUCUAGUCUCUAGAUGUCUCUGCCAUGUGUGACGGAUGAGUCAGUUUGUACUUUUUUCUUUUUUUUUUUCAAAUUGAAAUUUCAUAUUUAUCCGAAAGGUUUUUAGAACCA
Messenger RNA from Brassica oleracea var. oleracea, 594 nucleotides. RefSeq names its product metallothionein-like protein type 2. The transcript has 2 exons. The record is from RefSeq and is a predicted model, not a curated record. Lineage: Eukaryota; Viridiplantae; Streptophyta; Magnoliopsida; Brassicales; Brassicaceae. Gene Ontology annotation, molecular function: metal ion binding. The coding region runs from base 93 to 335 and encodes 80 amino acids.